UUUAUUAAUUGGUUAGAAGUUACGGGGAAUUAAACAACAAAAAAAAAAGUUAAGGGAAAUAGUUAAUCACGGAAAAUAAUGCAUAGUAGCUAAAAUCUGAUAUAUUUUUUUAAUGAGUGUAAAAAUCCUAAAACAUAUAUUUUCUGAAACAGAGGAAGUAAACAAAAAAAAAAUAUAUAUAUAUACAGGUAUGAAACAAUAUAAACCAAUUUUUAAUUAACAAAAAGAAACUCUUACUAUUCAAUUUAAAACCAGGCUUCAUAAUUGCUCAGAGGUCAUAUAUCUACCCAGUAAACAUGGGCCAAAUUUCUCAACAGCCCAAGUCCAUACUAACACGUGGAGAGUUUCUAUUGGAUAGUACUAAAAUUUCCUUGGGCGUCAAACCUGUGCUUCGUGGUCAACUGGUCAUCCUCUCUCCCAACUUAUUACAGGAACACGAGCUGAACAAUAGAGAACCCUAGAUCGUUAAGGAAAGAAGGCAUCUUCUCGAAUUCAAACGGGCCAACUAAGCUGCUUCCAUGGCUAGUAGAAUAAUUGCGCAGUUCAUUGUGAUGGGUUCUGGGAUAUUGGGUCGUGCUUUCUUUCAAGCCUAUCGUCAAGCCAUUGCUAAUGCAUCUAAAACUGGCGUUGCACAGGAAGCAAUGCAGAAUGCAGUACGCAAAGCAGGAAAAGCCAUUAACGCGCAAGAGGCUAGGCAGAUUCUCGGUGUAACCGAGCAGACCUCUUGGGAAGAGAUUUUACUGAAAUACGACAAGCUAUUUGAGAAUAACGUCAAAGCUGGGAGCUUUUACCUUCAGUCGAAAGUUGUUCGAGCCAAAGAAUGUCUCGAAGUUGUGUACAGGACCAAAGCCAAUUUGUAGGAUUCUUUUCUUUUUUUUUAAUGCUCGUUUAUGUAGAAUCCAAGACGAUGUCACAGUUCUUGCCAUAGUUUUGGUCACCUCUUACUUAAUAAUAAUAACGAAGGGGCCUUGGUCUGUUUAGUUGAUCAGUGUCAAAGAACCUCGUAAGAUUUGAAAACUGAGAUAAAUCUACAGUUGGUUAUGUA
Messenger RNA from Brassica rapa (field mustard), 1045 nucleotides. Its product is annotated as mitochondrial import inner membrane translocase subunit PAM16 like 2. Gene Ontology annotation, cellular component: TIM23 mitochondrial import inner membrane translocase complex. Lineage: Eukaryota; Viridiplantae; Streptophyta; Magnoliopsida; Brassicales; Brassicaceae. Gene Ontology annotation, biological process: protein import into mitochondrial matrix. The record is from RefSeq and is a predicted model, not a curated record.